Messenger RNA from Oncorhynchus nerka (sockeye salmon), 3473 nucleotides. Its product is annotated as zinc finger and BTB domain-containing protein 47-like. Gene Ontology annotation, biological process: regulation of DNA-templated transcription. The record is from RefSeq and is a predicted model, not a curated record. Gene Ontology annotation, molecular function: DNA-binding transcription factor activity, RNA polymerase II-specific; RNA polymerase II cis-regulatory region sequence-specific DNA binding. The transcript is spliced from 2 exons. NCBI's taxonomy places the organism in Eukaryota, Metazoa, Chordata, Actinopteri, Salmoniformes, Salmonidae. The coding region runs from base 318 to 2354 and encodes 678 amino acids.
AGUUGCAACCUAGCUAUUUUUGCAAUCCAUUAAUUAGCAUUUUAGUACCUGAAAAAUAUGAUUGUACACAUAUUCACCACUGUUCAAACGGAAUAGACAGAUAGAGAGAAUGUGUAAAGUCCACGUGCGGAUAUUAAUUAUUGACUUAACACUGUAGACAGCUUAGCCACAAUGCUAACUUGGUUGUUGUUGCUAACAGUUGGCUAGCAAAGACCACAACAAUCUGGGUCAGUGGUGACGACAAAAUGAGUAGCUAAAAGGUAUAUCAAAUUUGGCUCUGUUUCAUGAGAAAAUAACUGGCUAAAGAAAAGCACCAAAUGGAAAUCCAUAGAUGCAUUGUUAGAGGAUGCGCCAAUAAAUCGGACGCAAUUAUUCAUUACAGUUUACCAGAGGAACCACAGAGACGUCAACAGUGGCUACAGUUUAUUAAUGAAAGCAACUCGGGAGAGAAUAUUCCAGUUGUGUCCCGUUUAUGUGGCGACCACUUUACAGAAGAGUGCUUCACAAAACUUGAUCUCGGUUUCACCACGAGGUUAAUAUUAAAUCUUGACGCAGUCCCAACGAUUUAUUCCACUGAUAAAACAUCGGCGUAUCGGCAACACACAGUGUCCACUGAGAGUGCAAAGGGGACUGGGAUGUUGGAAGUAAAAAAGACUGGCAUCAAGGAGGAGCCAGUGGACAGGGAGGUGGACUCGCAGGUGAAUCGCUCAAACUAUUUGUUGGGUUCAAUCAAGAAGUCGUUUAGUUCAAUCAAAGAGGAAAAUGUUGGGCAGGACGUGAGCAUUGCAGGGAGCUAUGACCAGAUUAGAGUGGUGAAAAUAGCAGACUCACACACAGGAGAAAGGAAGAAAGAGGGAGGAGAGUAUGGGAUGGAACACUCACACUCUCACCAAGAUGGAGGCUAUGAUGCUAUGGUAACAGAGAUUCACAGGGAAGAGGGGAUGAAGGGAAAGGGCAGAAUGAAAGAAUGGAUGAUGGAGAAAAUGAAUGUGACGGCGCAUGAGGUGGAGGUGUUUGUGAUAGAAAACUCAAAACCAGAGGAGGAGGAAUGGAGGGAAUAUGUGUUAGGGGAGGAGGAGGAGAAGGAGGAGGAGGGAUGGAGGGAAUAUGUGUUAGGGGAGGAGGAGGAGGAGGAGAAGGAGGAGGAGGGAUGGAGGAUAGAGGAGAGGGGAGAGGGCAGAAUGGAAGGGAUGUGGGUGAAAAAAGGGAGACGGAAAAAGCUCCCGGGGCCGCAGUGGUGGAGAUGGGAGCAAGAGAGGAAGAAAACAGAGGAAGAUGAGUGGAAGAUGAUUGCAGAGAGGGCGAGGGAGGAAGAGCGGGAGAGACAGAAAGGUCAGACUGUGGAGGAAGAAGAGAAGAAGCGAAAGAAGAGAGUGGCAGGGUUCCGCUGCCCACAGUGCAGCAACACCUUCCAGUCCCGAAGUGAGUUAAUGGAGCACAAGACCGGCAGCUGCAAUGAUGCAAAAUACACCUGCCCAGUGCCACUCUGCCCCAAACACUACACAACUAAGAGGUCCCUGUGGACUCACAUCCGCUUCCACCGUGUAAAGGAUGACAAGAAGAAGAAGAAGGCCUUGGAGACUAUCCAGAAAUCCCAGGGAGCCCAGGAGCAGAAGAUGAAGGCCUAUGAUGCUUACCUGAAAGCCCAGAAAUCCCAGGGAGCCCAGAAAGCCCAGAAAGGCCAGAAAUCCCAGGAGCAGAAGAUGAAGGCCUAUGAUGCUUACCUGACAGCCCAGGUGCAGCAGAAUCAAUACCAACCCAGCCAUAAGAAGAAAUUCUUCUGCCCACUCUGCAACAUAUACUACAGAAACCAAACUAGCCUGGACAAGCACUCUCGUUGUCAUACCAGUGUCCACAAGUUGACGUUCCGCUGCUCCUUCUGCUCCCUGGAGAUCCUGCGAAAGUACACAACUAAAAAGCACUAUGACUUGGAACACCCGGGCAGGGUCCCACACUGUGAGGAGUGUGGAAAAACCUUUAACUCGAUCGACAGCUUCCUAAAACAUCAGGUUAGACACUUGUCCGUGACACCCUACUACUGUUAUGAGUGUCGCAUCUACCAGCUGACCCAGAGGGGCCUCACUGCCCAUCUGAGAAACCACUCUCUCAGACGAAACCAGGAGCAGCUAGACCAGCAGUCUGGGAAACUCAACAAACCUGAUAAUACAAUGAAUCAUAGUACAGCCCCUCUACACAACAACCCUGCCUUUCUACAAGAUAACCACGCCCAUCUACAAGAUAACCACGCCCAUCUACAAGAUAGCCACUCCCAUCUACAAAAUAACCACGCCCAUCUACAAGACAUCAAAGAAGAACUUAUAACCAUAGAAAUAGAAUCUCAAUCUGUGCUUUAACCCCUCUUUGUACCAUAACCAUACCCCUCCCUCUGACAUGAAAAACUGACCUGGGAACUAUUUCUGUACAGGAGAACACUGAGACUGGGAUCAAAUCCUCUAAAUAGAGACAUCUAGUACUUGGUUUUUACAGGAGAUUAACUGUUUUAUCGAUACAGAUCGAAUAGGAGAAAUGACAGUAGUAGCAGAAUCAACAACCUCUGCAUCAUCAAAACAGUUGCUCUUUGAGAAGGUGUUAAAGUUCACAGUUAGCCAUUAUGUAAAUGCCAUCUGAAAAGUACCAGUGGCCUGGCUUUGGCCCCAGGUGAGAGCAGGCCCCCUGGAGCCAGCCCAGUGAGACACGGGUACCAGCUCACGUAGAUGGAAACUGAAAAGACUGAGCCAUAUGUACAGUAUUUGUUUGUCACUGUUACCUUGAAGGCCAGGUGUCUUUAAAACGUUGUAAGCCCUUUAUAAGCCCCAUAAUAUCCUAUAUGAUGUGCAUUUAGCCUUCUAUCCAUAAUCUAAUAUAGAGAGAAUUCAGUUUAAUCUAUAGAGUUGUCUUACACAUUAACUGUAAUUAUCUUUACGUAAAAUGGGAUAGUCACACAUGUAUAAAAUGUAAUUUAGUGCUUCUGAGUUAAUGUUGGUGUUGAGAUGUAUUAUUAGACCAUUCCUGAUCCUUUGAGGUUUAAUCCAUUUUUCCUUCUGGUUCUGCACUUUUCUCUUUAUCUGCACUUGUUUAUUUCCUACAGUAGUCCAAGGUGAGUAGUACAGCACUAUGGGUAGGGUUAGUGGGUGCAACAUAGCCAUAGAAAUGUUUUGUAUAGAACAAAUACUUUGUGAAACAUAUGGGUUGUCUGUCAUGGAGGAUAGGGUAUAGUGUCAACUCUAUUACAUUUCUAUCUGCAACAAGAAUGUUUCACCUCACUGAAUACACCCCAUGUAUACAGUAGCAACUCUCUGGUCCUAUAGGAAGCCAAGUGAACUUUCUCUGGCCAAUAGAGAUGAACCCGAAUGACACUGUAGCCCUGCCCAACAAGGAGCACUUUGAUAUCGACUGGUUCCAUUACUGCAUGUCUGAUGCUUUGUUCUCUACACUAUUGACAUGCUCUCUGAAUAAAACGCCUUUCUAUGGUA